Molecule: messenger RNA, 2103 nt
Organism: Drosophila ananassae
Lineage: Eukaryota; Metazoa; Arthropoda; Insecta; Diptera; Drosophilidae
Exons: 6
Coding region: 191-2053 (620 amino acids)
Source: RefSeq, a predicted model, not a curated record
CCUUACAAAAAUAAUCAUCUGGCUUUUGUGUGAAUCAAGUUCGACCCGAGCCUUUUGUCAAGAUGUCUAUAUUUUGGCCUGACUGGACGUUUUUGGAAGAUGUCUUCAUAGCUGUUAGUGGCACCAGGAAAAUUUUCAGUUCUAGGACCCGCAUUUCAACACUCGACACGACACACAUUCAUGGGUUACGAUGUAUUCCUCCUACGAUCUGCGUUCUUAUCGAAAGGCGCGAAAGAAUUUUUCCUUGAAGAGUUAUGGAGUAUUCGCAAUUUGGAUUAUUUUGGCCCUAGUCCAAUGGAUGGUAAUCUCAAUAUUGAACGAUACUCGGGAAAUAUUCAACCAAUAUUUUUACAUCAGCUUUGUGACCUUUGCAGUGGCAGUAUUAUUUCUGAUACUGUUCAUAUUUGUCGAGAAGGUGCGCUUCAUCGCAGGGCUUAAUUUUAUCCUCGCCUUUAUAAUUGUAGAGCUUCAGAUUGUUUCCACAUUCGCUCUGGUCGUGAUUACUUGGUGGGCGGAUAGUUUGGCCUUUCUCGCACUGUGUAUAUUCCUGAUAAUCAUUUUUGCGAUAAUAGGAGUUUUUCUGCCUAGAACUAUGGACCUCACUCUGGACAUUGCAGUCCUAUUUAUAUUGUCCUUCGUUUUUCUGAUAAUAGCCAGCUUCACCCUGAUUGUCCAUCUAACUAUGGCGGCCACCAUACCAUUUGCUUAUGUAGUCGUGGAGCUGGCAAUAUCUAUAACUAUUUUGCUGUUUGUAAUGUAUCAUGCCCAAACCAUCCAUGGAAAUCGGUUCGCAGAAAUGCGACUCAAUGACUUCCUUCUGGCAUCGUUGAUUCUAUUCCACGACUUCCUCAUCAUCUACUGGCUGACAUUUUUCUGGCAAAUCAAUUACAGGCUCGUCACUCCAGAUUCCUGGCUAGCCACGUCUUCUCCGUCUCCGAAUGCCACCAAUGCAUCACGAAAAUAUUUAGAUGUUUAUAUCACCGACUGGACUUUGGAGCCUACCGAUGGCUAUGAAGAAAGAUGGGACGAGCAAGCGCCGGGUUCACCACCACCGACACAUAAGCCGAAGACCGUUCACAAAUUUUGGUCGGUGGACAAGCGAAAAAAACAUCCAGGACGACAUAAUAACGAGAAUCCUGAUCACCGAUGGGGUUCCGGAAAUGACAAUGGCGGUCGAUGGGAUCCCGAGGACAUGACUCCUGGUACAUAUGCAACGGGUGUGCCCUUCGACGACUAUCCAAGACGAAAGCCCUCUAGUGCUCGACCAACGAUUGCCCAAAAACCCGAUCCGAAACCCCCAGAAAAAGAUGUUGGUCGUUGGUUCUCAGGUUUUCGACCUAAAGGAGGCACCACAAUAAAUCCCUUCUUCACCCAAGGCUAUGCUCGCGAAAGAAUGUCACAAAAUGACAAUCCAAUAACUAAAUAUCCACAGAAUAAGAAACAUAAAAAUGAGCGCUAUACUUAUACCCUUGAAGGACCAAGUCAAUCGGACUCGAGCGAUUCUUUUAACAGUGAAAUUAAACCAAGAGAGCCUGAAAGACCUUACGAGUCGGAUAAGCUUGAAACUCUUCCACCUGCUGAAGGACCUAGUCAGUCUGAUUCCUACAAUCCUUUUGAUAGGGAAAUUGUGAAAGCUGCAAAUGUAACAAGUCUUCCAUUAAGAACAGGUCUACAGAAAGAAAUAGAAAGAAGUCCUAAUAGCUAUUACUAUGAACAAGGAAAUAUAGAAAAUGGUUAUCCACCAAGCGAAGGACUAAGUGAAAGUCUUAUGAAAAACAUCACCAGAAACUCCCUCAUCAAUCCAGAUGCAAAUGUACCAAUGGGCGAUGUGGAAAUCAUAGAUCCUAACGAAAUAGCUCUAGAAGGUAAAGUCUCUUCGAGGAAGCCUUCUGAAGAUUGGUCAACUGACUUUCCUGGCUUGGAGCUGCAAGAAGACGGAGAUAAUCAAGACAUCUUUCAGAAUCGUGAGCCUCUCACAACAUACCAUUAUCCUACCGGACUGCCAGACUAUGAAAAACUUGUACUGAACGUCAGCUCGAAUAUGUUGAAAUAGACUUUUAAAGACCGUGAUAAUAUAUGAAUUAUUUUCCGCCAUAAAUUUAA